AUGUGGGGAGUGGAUAUUCUAGGACAGUUCAAUAAGGGAAAAGGGGGCGUUCAAUUCUUGAUUGUUGCUAUUGACUACUUCACUAAAUGGGUGGAAGCACGUCCCCUGGCCAGAAUCAAUGAGCAGGCAGUAGAGAAAUUCGUUAGGGAUGAUGUCAUAUUCUGCUAUAGUGUCCCGAAGGUGUUGGUCACGGAUAAUGGUCAACAAUUCGACAAUCUAAAAGUCAGGCACUUCUGCAGCAACUUCAAUAUUGAUUUCCGAAACACCGCUGUAGCACACCCGCAAUCGAAUGCUCGGACACCCACAGGAGAGACACCAUUUCGACUGGUAUACGGAACUGAAGCGUUAACCCCUGUGGAGGUAACCCAAGCCUCGUUCCGAUUAGCAGUGUUCGAAGCCUCACAGAAUGAAGCUGGGCUCCAAGCAAACGCCGACUUCAUAGACGAAGUUCAGGAAGAAGCACUUCUUCGAAAUGAAACCUACAAGCAGAAAUUCCGGCAAUACCAUAACAGGAGGGUCAAGUCACGGGGAUUCAUAGUUGGGGACUUGGUGCUGAGAAAAGCAGCAACGGCGGACCCAAGAAGUGAAGGCAAGCUCAGCACGAACUGGGAAGGCCCUUACAUAGUCUCCAAAGUGGUACGCCCUGGCACAUACCACUUGCAGACUCAGGGGGGUACAACUAUACCAAGGGAAUGGAAUGUUGAAAAUUUCAAAAAAAUUUACCAGUAG
Messenger RNA from Macadamia integrifolia, 729 nucleotides. RefSeq lists its product as uncharacterized. Gene Ontology annotation, molecular function: nucleic acid binding. The transcript is spliced from 2 exons. The record is from RefSeq and is a predicted model, not a curated record. Gene Ontology annotation, biological process: DNA integration. Lineage: Eukaryota; Viridiplantae; Streptophyta; Magnoliopsida; Proteales; Proteaceae. The coding region runs from base 1 to 729 and encodes 242 amino acids.